Molecule: messenger RNA, 1251 nt
Organism: Arabidopsis thaliana (thale cress)
Lineage: Eukaryota; Viridiplantae; Streptophyta; Magnoliopsida; Brassicales; Brassicaceae
Product: Galactose oxidase/kelch repeat superfamily protein
Exons: 1
Coding region: 1-1251 (416 amino acids)
Source: RefSeq, marked reviewed
AUGGCUAAUAUCUCUGAAAUUUCCGGCGACUCUAAUGACGGCGGAGAUCCAAACAAGAAACCAGAAGAACAAGUUUUGAGAAGAAGUAGAAGAAUCGCGACAAGAAACGAGAAUCAAAACAAGAAGCCCAAGGAGGAAGAAGAAAAAGAUAAUCGCUCGGUAUCUUUUCCAAUUCCAAACGAGCUCACGGAAGCUUGCGUCGCACUCAUCCGGAAAUGUGAUUACCCUAGUCUAUCUUCCGUCUCAAGUUACUUUUUCAAUCUCAUCGCUUCGUCAGAACUCUACGAAACGCGUUCGCGCCUCGGUCUUUCCGAAACCUUUCUUUACGCCGCCAUCCGAUUCCCUGACACAAAUCCCCCAAACUGGUACAUUCUCCAUCGAAACAAGGUUUCUUCUUUACGUUUGAGCAAACUCGAAUCACUUCCACCUGUGCCUUAUGGAUGUUCUGUCGUCACAAUCGGUCAAGAGAUGUAUGUAAUCGGUGGACUCCUCGAUGUAAGACGUUUACAGUUGAUGACUCUCAUCGACUGCAGAACUCACAAAUGUCGCUCGCUUCCGAAAAUGAAAAGGGGUCGUUACCAUGCAGCCGCCGGAGUAUUCGACGGAAAGAUUUACGUAAUCGGAGGUUUCAGGAUGAGAAAACCGGAUGCUGAAUGGAUUGAAGUGUUUGAUCUAAAGAAACAGAUUUGGGAAUCUUUGCCUGGUCCGUACCCUAAAACUAGUAUGGAUUCCCAGUUUUUUGCACAUGCGGUGAUGGAAGACAAGUUAUACAUUUUGGGCUCACGUUGCUUGAUUUACGAACCAAAAAGAAACGGUGAAUGGGACGCAACCGUCAAUGCAAAUCCAAUAUGGAAUCUGUGGAAAGUGCCAUGUACUAUGCAAUGUGUGAUAGAUGAUAUGUUGUAUACGAUUGAUCCUCAGUGUACUCUUGGACAUCCAAUAGUCGUUUAUAAUCCAAAGGACAAAACGUGGAGACCUGUGAAAGGUGAAUCUUUGAGGACAUUGCCUAGUUAUUUUGUUUCUGAUGGGUCUGAAAUGGCGAAUUUUGGUGGAAAGUUGGUGAUUUUGGGCAGUAAUGGGAGCUGCUAUGAUACUGGUGAUUGCAUUGGAGAAAAAGGUAUUUGGUGCGUAAUGAUCGAGUUGGAAAAACGUGAAGGAGGUGAGAUUUGGGGGAAGGUUGAAUCACUCGACUGUGUGCUUGGAGACAUAAACUUUCUGUCGGUUUGGCUUUGUCAAACUCUGACCCUUUGA